CUUCGUUGAUGUUUGUGUUGAUUGUGAUGGUGAGGGUUUGUAAACCUUCUCUAGAUUCCUUGGUUAAUGCUUUAUCCUGUGGCUGUCAAUGUAAACUCUACGAUGUUGGAACUUGUGAAACAAGGUUUACUACAGAGUGUGAGACAAAAUACGAAAACCGUUGUGAGACUGUUUACCAUGAUGACUGCAAGUCCUAUCCUAAGGAAAAAUGUAGAACAAUACUAAAAGAUCAAUGCAAAUGGGAAAAGCACUGUUCAACAUCGAACAAGAAACAGUGUGACAAGAUCCCACAAAGGCACUGUAAGAAGGUUUGGGAUCAUGAAUGCCAUCAUCUCCCUGUCAAAGAAUGCAGUAUGAAAUACGAAAAGAAAUGCACUAAUGUACCGGACAAUAAGUGUUCAAUAGUUUAUAAGAAAAAGUGCACAAAGAUCCCACACCAGGAAUGCAGAAAAGAAAAGGUUUGCAGCACUGUUUACGAAGAGAAGUGUAAGCCGGCCUAUAACUACGGACAAACCUGUCAAUCAGUUCCAAAACAGUCCUGUCACAACGUAAAUACUUGUAAAACAACUCAAACCCAAUCCUGCAAGGAUAUUCCUGAGCAGGAAUGUAAAAAAACCUAUUCCCAGAAAUGUGAAAAUAUUCCCAAAGAGGUUUGUAAGACGGCCUAUACCAAGAAAUGUAAAAAGUAUCCACAGGAUCUUUGUAGUACAACUUUCAUAGAAAGCUGUAAGAACAUUCCCAAGCAAACUUGUUCUAACGUUAAGAAAUGUGUCAAGAUUCCAGAAAAACAAUGUCGGAAAACAUAUGAAAAGAAGUGUACCAAAGUUCCCAGUCAAUCAUGCAAAAAAGUCCCACUGAAAAAUUGCUGGAAGGUUGCUAUAAAGAAGAAUAGGUACGUGAAGAAAAAACAAUGUCAGAGCUGCCAAAGAAAAAAGGAAAUCUAUUAUGAAAAUAAGGUCCAAAAAACGUGCAAAAGUGUCCCAAGACAAGAGUGCAGAACGCAUUAUGUCAACGAGUGCAAGAAUUUUCCAUACAAACAAUGCAAUAUAGCGUACAAGGAUAAAUGCUGGAAUGAACGGAAAUGUAAAACUGAAUACAAAACAAAAUGUGUUGAAGUUCCGAGUUAUGGAGCUCCGAAGAAAAAUUGUGAAAAAAUCCCUCACCAAAAAUGCCAAGACGUAAAAAAGUGUUCGAAAGAACCCUUCGAGGACUGUUCAACAAAAUACAAAAACAAAUGUAAGAAGGUUCCGAAAGAAACAUGUUCUGAGGUCAACGAUAAAAAGUGUGAAAAUCACACUUUACGUGUACCUAAAACAAAAAUAAAUAAAAGUUGUCACUGGCCAGCUCACCGAGAUGAAGAUAAGUUUUGUGUACGAAGAUCGGAUCUAGAUAUUUUACUUGACGAAUCCACUGAGUAUCAAAAAAAUUUGGAUUACCUAGGGAGAGAGCUGGGAGAAAACAUUGAUUUUCGGAACGUUUUCCCAGCAGAUUAUGAGGCUAACCCAGAGUAAACAUUUUGUUUUAUUUGACUUUAAAUAUCGACAAUAAUUUAUCAACUGAUAUUUACAUAGACAAUACAUAUCACGCAGAUCUAACAGUAAGGUCCUUGACCAUGAAAUCUAUGACUUUUGAUCCCAAUUUGAUUGAUUAAACAUAAAUGUUUCGCUUUUUAUUUUACAUACUUUUUAUCCGGCUAAUGUAUUUUUAAUAAUACAUAAAACAACUCUGAAAAUGUUAAGAUUGUUGAGUAAUUAAAAUUUUUGUAACCACAUGCAUAUAGCCCAGGUUAGCCAAGGUUGGUAACAGUAUUAUCUUAUUGAAUGUCCCAUUUAUAAACCUUUAUGAUAAUAAAGAAAAACAUAAUCUACAUAUGUAGCUGGUCCAUGGGUGGGCCAUUCUUUCAUUCUAUAAAGUUUAUAAAUACCUCAACCCACCUUCGACCUUAACCUAUUUAACCAAAGCUACCAAAAUAAAGUAUUCUACAAUAAAACGUGUAUCGUCUUUGUCUCUUUACUCUUUGUAUUUUGAAUUUGGAAAAAAAUGUGAUUGUGAAAUUAUUAAUAUGAUCUAAAAAUAUACGUACUCAAACAUC
Messenger RNA from Eurytemora carolleeae, 2092 nucleotides. RefSeq names its product axoneme-associated protein mst101(2). NCBI's taxonomy places the organism in Eukaryota, Metazoa, Arthropoda, Copepoda, Calanoida, Temoridae. The record is from RefSeq and is a predicted model, not a curated record. The transcript has 3 exons. Bases 9 to 1511 code for a protein of 500 amino acids.